This is a messenger RNA of Aplosporella prunicola CBS 121167, 513 nucleotides long. RefSeq lists its product as uncharacterized. The record is from RefSeq and is a predicted model, not a curated record. NCBI's taxonomy places the organism in Eukaryota, Fungi, Ascomycota, Dothideomycetes, Botryosphaeriales, Aplosporellaceae. The coding region runs from base 65 to 355 and encodes 96 amino acids. The transcript has a single exon.
GCAUCCGUGCUUCCCGCAGACCAUCCUUCAAUACAUGCUCUUAACAGAAACCGAGCUCGAUAAUAUGGCGGAGUAUUACUCGCAAUCGACCCCUGACAACUGGACCCACCAAUACCCAUGUCCAAUGGAGUUGGACAUCGACUUCCUUGCCGGCCCCGGCCUGAAUGACAGCGCAAGAUUGACGAUCAAGCGCAGGAAAUUCGGCAAGUUCAUCGGGCUCAGGGGGUGUGAAACGCCGGUGAAGGAAACGCAGAUGCGGAUCGAGCUCGCGCAAGAGCGACUCAAGCUGAGGAUGAAAGAGCUGAGGGACGAAGAGGAGAGAAUGUCUCACGGUUUCAACAAGUGGACAUUGUGACCAAAUUGGGCCUCUUUCUCUACUGAUUUCGGAUCUCGUACGGACUGGGAAAUUUCAGUGUUGGCCAUGACCAGGAUGGGAAGCUGUGUUGUCCGAGCUAGACCAUGUUGGUUGCUCUUGGUUUCUUUUGGUCUUCUUUGCUUGCAUUUUAGCGACAU